Molecule: messenger RNA, 393 nt
Organism: Talaromyces rugulosus
Lineage: Eukaryota; Fungi; Ascomycota; Eurotiomycetes; Eurotiales; Trichocomaceae
Exons: 2
Coding region: 1-393 (130 amino acids)
Source: RefSeq, a predicted model, not a curated record
AUGACGAUGGAUGAGUCUACUCUGCACCAAAUGGUCACAAAUAUGAUCGUUGAAUUUAGUGAUGAAGCCCUUGUUGGAGACAAAUACGCCUGGGGUCAACGAUACGGCGGUCCAAAAAUAAACAAGUUGGUCGGAGAAUUCAAGGAGGAGCUAUCUAAGAAACGUGAAGUGGAACAUGUUAUACCGAUACGAAUGACUCAAAACACGGUGUUUGAUUAUUACCCAAAAGAGCGGACAAUCAUCACUAUGGAGGAAACCAUUAUCACGCACAGAGACGGUGGAAGUAAAUUAUAUGAAAAAGGUUCUCCUGUCAAUCUACCUGCCAAGCCACCUAAAAUAUCGGCUCCUAAUGGAAAGAAGUUUGUGAACAUGGUGCUUGUAGUGUGGAAGUGA